AUGAAGCUGCGUUCGGCAAAAACCUACGAGCUUCCUCCCAGCGACAAAGCCAAAGGUCGUUCAUCCACCUUGAAGAGCAGAAGUGAGGCUAAACGAGCAGCCGCAAAGAGAAAGGCAGUUGCAAAUCAUAACCGGGGUAGCAAACGCAGUCGUACAACUGAGGAGAUUGAGCUUGCACCUGUCUUUCACUACUUCCAAAAGCUACCGAUUGAGCUCCGGCUAAAGAUCUGGAAGGAAGUAUGCAGGUUCCCUCGAAUCGUAGAGCCCUUAUCUUCCAACAAACCCAAUUUCCCAUCAGAAAGUCUUGCACCGGCGCUGCUUCAUGUCUGCAGAGAGGCUCGCGAAGAGGGGCUCAAGAUUUAUGAGAUGCUUCCUAGCUAUGGCGACCUCUCCAGAUUUCGAGAAACAUAUAUAAACUGGCAGGUUGACUACGUUCUUGUGCCAGUUGGUGCGAAGCGCAAAAAGAGUAUAGAUCCUAGUAGUCAGAAUCCCCCAUUCAGUCUCUCUCGAUUCUUGAAGCACGAGGGAUAUCAGAAGUGUCUUCAUCUGAUAAUACCGGAGACGGAAUUUAUUCAUUUUCUCAGUUUGGUGAUAAAACUCAAUCGGCAAUAUCCUUGGUCUUUUGAUUUUGAUAGACUGAAGACACUGGAGUCUUUGUCAAUCGCCUUGCCAUCACCGCACAACGGCCACAAGCAACGCGGUGGGGUUGUCAAAGCCAUGAGUACCUGGAGAUCGCAUGCUGAAUUACUCGAAAGUAGGCCCCGUCCUAAGAUUCCUUACCUGAUUUGGGAUUUGCAAAAAGUCAACGUUUCGUUUCCCAAGGAUCUUAAAAUAGGAUUCUGUCAACUGGAGGUUCUCCCUGGCUAUCGUCUAAAGGGGAGGGAAUGA
Molecule: messenger RNA, 888 nt
Organism: Glarea lozoyensis ATCC 20868
Lineage: Eukaryota; Fungi; Ascomycota; Leotiomycetes; Helotiales; Helotiaceae
Exons: 2
Coding region: 1-888 (295 amino acids)
Source: RefSeq, a predicted model, not a curated record